AUGCAAGGAGAACAGCUGCUCAUUUCUGGACUGGACGGAGGAGCGUGCAGCACUACCAAGGCAGCCGCCAUGACAAUGUUCGCAGCGCACAAAGAUCGCUCAGCAGCUCAAACGAAAAUCCGCGAUAUGGCUAGAACAUGCUGCGGUUUGAACCUUGGAUAUCCCAUCAAUCCUGCUCGUGAUCUGGGGCCAAGGAUUUUCGCUCAUUUCAUUUAUGGGCCAGAGGUGUGGACAUUCCAUGACUACUACUUUUGGAUACCUAUAAUAGCUCCAUUGUUUGGUGGUAUAUUUGCGGGAUGGCUUUACCACGUAUGCAUUGGAGCCCACAUUCCGGAUCCAGCAGAUUACAAAGCCAUGCAGGAAGGUGCGGACUCACUAUUGCGCGAACACGCGGAACCAUUACUAGCCCAUACACAAAGCGGAGAGAAGGACGAAAAGAAGGAGAGCAAAGAGAAGUGA
This is a messenger RNA of Cooperia oncophora, 459 nucleotides long. Lineage: Eukaryota; Metazoa; Nematoda; Chromadorea; Rhabditida; Trichostrongylidae. The record is from the annotation of a GenBank genome assembly.